Miniopterus natalensis is the source of this 4335-nucleotide messenger RNA. It is a transcript of the gene HELB, whose product is annotated as DNA helicase B. The record is from RefSeq and is a predicted model, not a curated record. Gene Ontology annotation, molecular function: single-stranded DNA helicase activity. Lineage: Eukaryota; Metazoa; Chordata; Mammalia; Chiroptera; Miniopteridae. Gene Ontology annotation, biological process: negative regulation of double-strand break repair via homologous recombination.
GGGCUGAGCUGCGGGGCGCUGAGUUAUGGCCGCGCGGAGUCAGCGGUUGCGCGAACUACGGGGGCCUCUGCUCCCGUCCAAGGCCCUGGUGGAGGAGGGCGAUGACUGCCUGCUGGAGGACUGCGAGGACGACGACGAGCCGGCGUUCGUGGACGCGGAGGAGCUCUGCAGCGGGGGCCUCCAGGCCGGCGGCCUCCCCGGGUGCCUCCGCGUUGUAAUUCCUGAUGAAGACACUGGAGAGAAGUGUGAAGUGUCUGGGCGUUUCCCAUUAACCGGUCCUUGGUGGCGAGUGAGGGUACAAGUAAAGCCUACAGGAUCAAGGAACUAUCAAGUUCAAGGAUUUCCAUCGUACUUUUUACAGUCUGAUAUGUCAUCACCAGAUCAAGAAAAUAUCUGUUCCCUUUUUCUUAAAGACUGUAAUGUCUCCAGUGAUAAGAUAAUUGAAUUUUUAGCAUGGGUAAAGAGAACAUCAAGCAUUAAAGACCUCAGCUUUGAAAAUCUUAGGGAAACAUUGAGAACUUUCUAUAAGGAAGAUAGAAAUGGUCAAAAACAAUCUACACAGAAUGAACAGGAAAAGUCUCAACCAGAGUACAAGAUGUGCCUUCCUCUGGAAAACACAAUUCCAUUUAUCAGUGUAAUGGCAGCGUUGAAGUUUCCAAAAAUUAUGGAAUUCCUUCCAGUUCUUCUGCCUCGACACUUUAAACAGCUCAUAAGCUCAGGUUCUAAACAGGUGUUGGAAAAGAUAGAAGAGAUUUUAGGUACACAUCCAUGGAAACUUGGAUUUAGAAAAGUCACCUGCAGAGAACUGAAGCUUUUGGGAUGUGAGGCAAGUUGGGCAGCAUUUUGUCAGUGCUCGUCUCUCCUGCCCUUGAUGACUGACCUAGAGAAGAAUGGAUUAAUACUAUAUUCUAAGCUGAAGCAGCUGUGUAGAGAGUAUGGACACACAUAUGUGGAAGAAACUGAGUUAACUUCUCAGUUGUCAGGUCAGAUAUUUUGUCAUGAUGUUUGGCAGUCUCUGAAGUUUUUGAAGGACAUCGGUGUAGUGACAUAUAAGAAGAACUGUGUCUUUCUUUAUGACCUUUACCAGGCUGAGAGAGACAUCGCCUCUUUAAUAGGUGCCCUGAUGACAAGGCCUCCCUGGCGUUUACAUGUUGAUAUCAAAAAGGUGCUUGCAUCUGUUCAUACCAGAAAACCUGAGAAUUCAGGAAGUGGUGAUGUACUGAGCGAAAGUAGAACCGGUGAAAUGUUAGAAGCUUCUGAGGCCAUCCCAAACACACAGGACAGUGGGGACCAUCCUUGGGAUGAUGGAGAAGAUAAUGCAGAAAUAAGUGACGAUCAACUAGACCAGGAUCAAGUGGCCGCCUUGGAGAUGGUCUGCUCCAAUGCUGUGACAGUCAUAAGUGGGAAAGGUGGUUGUGGGAAGACCACAAUUGUUAGCCAUCUCUUUAAGCAUAUAGAGCUGUUGGAAGAAAGUGAAGUAAAAAAAGCUUGUGAAGACUUCGAACAAGACCAGAGUGUACCGGAAGAGUGGACUACCUUUACCGAGCAAACAAGUCAGCUGAAGGCAGACAAGGCUGUGGAAGUUUUACUUACGGCACCUACAGGGAAAGCAGCUGGUUUACUGAGACACAAGACUGGUUUUCACGCUUAUACACUGUAUCAGGUCAAUUACAGCUUCUAUUCAUGGAAGAAAACAGCGAACGAGGACAGUCCAUGGAAGUUUUCUUCAGUUAGAGUUCUGGUUGUGGACGAAGGGAGUUUGGUAUCCGUAAGAAUCUUCAAAUCCGUUUUAAAUUUAUUGCUCGAGCACUCCAAGCUUUCUAAACUUAUUAUCCUUGGUGAUGUUAGACAGUUACCCAGCAUUGAGCCUGGUAACUUGCUGCAAGAUCUUUUUGAAACUCUUAAGUCAAGAAAUUGUGCUAUUGAACUAAAGACAAACCACAGAGCAGAAUCUCAGCUAAUUGUGGACAAUGCUACAAGAAUCUCAAGACGCCAAUUUCCAAAAUUUGAUGCAGAGCUGAGUAUCUCAGAUGAGCCAACAUUCCCUGUCUCAAUACAAGAUAAAACGUUUAUUUUUGUGAAACUCCCAGAAGAGGAUCCUAGUUCUCAGUUAACGAAAAGUAACGAUCACUCUCAUUUAUAUUCUGCCGUUAGAACUUUACUCAAAGAAAAGGACCUACAGAGUGCAGAAACAUCACAAUUUAUUGCAUUUAGAAGGCAAGACUGUGACGUCAUCAACACCUGCUGUUGCAAGCACUACACAGGCCAGCUGAACAGAGACCAUCAGAAUAGACUUAUAUUUGGAGUUGGCCAUAAAAUUUGUUGUACCAAGAAUGCAUAUCUUUCGGAUUUACUGCCUGAAACUACCUCCAGUGGUCAGCAGAGUAAUGAACUUGAGGCCAGUGGUGAGGACUUGAAUGGUGCUUCUCAUGGUGUUGCUAAAAAUAAGUAUGACUUGGAAAGUGGUAUUCGACUCUGCAACGGAGAAAUCUUUUUCAUAACAGAAGAUAAAACUGAUAUAACUUUUAGAAAGAGAAGAUAUUUGACCAUUAAUAAUAUGGCUGGCUUGGAAGUCACUGUGGAUUUUAACAAACUAAUGAAACAUUGUCGCAUAAGACAUGCAUGGGCAAGAACUAUUCACACUUUUCAGGGCUCUGAGGAGCAGACCGUGGUCUACGUGGUGGGGAAGGCGGGCCGCCAGGACUGGCAGCACGUGUACACCGCGGUGACCAGGGGCCGCGGCCGAGUGUACGUCAUCGCAGAGGAACCUCAUCUCCGGAGCGCCAUUCUGAGGAACAAUGUCCGCAGAAAAACUCGUUUAAGACAUUUUUUGCAAGACCAGCUCUCCGUGAGCUGUGCGUCCCCAGCAGAGUUUGCAUCUCCGUCCAAGGGCUCCGAGGACGGCAGAGGACCCAGCGCACAGCCGGCAGCCUCGCCACCCCCUGCAGCCCCAGCUGACACUGUGACCGACAGUGUCCCCAGAAGCCAGUUCUCUGCGGCUGACUGGAUGUUCGCCUCUGCCGAAGGAUGGAAAUUGCCUCCCUCUGAGAAAGCGGAUGCGGGCCAGGAGCCAUCCCCAUCGCGAGGGUGCAAAAGAGCCGGCGUCCUGAUGGAUACUGAAAGCCCCAGCAAGGUCCCCAUGGUGGAAGAAUCAUCUCCACAAGUGUCUUCCAAACUCCAGAAUUUGAAACUAAAUCACUUAACCCCCAGGCAACUUUUCAACGGAGCAGAUAAUCAAGAAACUUAAUUUUAUUCAGAUUGCUCAAAAUAAUUUGUCUCUUUUUUUCCCCAUUCAACAGAAAAUGACCACCAUAACUUUCGUCAAGGUAAAAGAGGAUGCCUAUAACUGGAGUUUAAUUUUAAGGUGUUUGUGUUAGCAGAUGUUUUAAAUUCAUUUGAUCAAAGAAAACCUUAAUGAUUUCAAUAUCUUUCAUCAUGAGAACUGGUAGCAUUGGACGUAAAUGAAGGGAGACGAUGCCAUAUGUAUUUUUAAAGCUCUGUACUUUGAAAAGUGUUUUAUUUUUAGGAUAAUGCAUUAUUAACUUCCACGAUCAUGGUGAGUGAUCUUUGCCAACGGGAUGAAGCAGUGGUAAGGAUAAGCUGCAGUUGCAUCUUAUCGACACCAAUCCCAGGACGUUGUGUCUUCUGCAAACUGGUCGCCUCCUCAGGCCGCCAUUUGCUCCGUCACUGCUGCCUGGCUCUGCCUCAGCUGGCGCUUCUUGUUUUCUUAAUUUGAGAUAUAACUGAUAGGUAACAUUGUUGUAUAAAUGUAAGGUGUACAGUGCCUUGAUUUGAUACUUCCAUUUUGCAAUACCAUCACCACUGUAGCAUUAGCUAGUACUUCUAUCAUGGCACAUAAUUAUCAUUUUUGGGAGGAGCAUGUUGUUUUGAAGAUAUUCUAGUUUGGAAAUAUUUUUUCUCAGUCAUUUUUAUUUUUUUAGAUUUUUUAUUGUUAAAUGGUGAAAGAAAUAGUUAAGAGGAAAAUCUUACGUGUUAUCCCAAUGUUUUAAAAAUAGCCUUAUUGAGAUAUAAUUCACAUACCGUUCACUCAUUUUCACAGUUGAGUGGCUUUUAGUAUAUUCACAGUGGUGCUACCCACAUGAAGUCUAUUCUAGAAUCUUUUUAUGUAAUCACCCAAAGAAUCUUGUAUGUCUGAGCUCUAAUACACUCCUCCCCUCCAGCCCUAGGCAACUGCUAACUAUUUUGUCUCUAUAGUAUGUCCUUUGUUACGCCUUCUUUGAUUUGCACAAUAUUUUCAGACUUCAUGUUGUAACAUGUAUCUAUCAGUGCUUCAUCUCUUUCCCUCUCUCGUUUUUGUUUUUUUUUGGGGGGGUG